Rotaria sp. Silwood1 is the source of this 210-nucleotide messenger RNA. The record is from the annotation of a GenBank genome assembly. Lineage: Eukaryota; Metazoa; Rotifera; Eurotatoria; Philodinida; Philodinidae.
AUGUUACCUUUUCAAGAUAUGUAUACAGAGUUAGCAUGGCGAUAUCUUUUAUAUAAAUAUGGUCAUUAUGAAGCUGUAAAACGUUUCUCAAAUCUUACAAGAUGUCUUUUUGCUGUAACUGGAGCCAUUGUUGAAGCACAUGAAUCACAAAAGUUUACAGAUAUAAUUGAUUCAAUUAUUGAACAGACUGAACAAAAACUUAGUUAUUAA